Molecule: messenger RNA, 1424 nt
Organism: Effrenium voratum
Lineage: Eukaryota; Dinophyceae; Suessiales; Symbiodiniaceae
Source: the annotation of a GenBank genome assembly
CCUGCAGCAGCCUCCAUCAAGGUGUGCCAUGCCAUGGCCGCGGUGACUCGCUGGCAGCUGUGGACAUGCGCGAUAUUUGCUAUCAUCGGAGUGAUGGCAAUCAUGCCUUCAGAAGGUCUUUCCAAAUUUGUUGGUCUCGUAUAUGCGGAAAGCAAGCUUGCUCACGGCGAUGUGGGCUUAAGCACAUCUACCACUGCCACUGCUUCCACUACCGCCGCAACUAACACUAUGACUACUUCCAGCAGAACCAUUACAUCCACUGCCACUUCUGCCGCUACCACCGCAACCACAACCAUCACUAUUAUCACCACUCACACUACAACCAUCACCUCCGCCACUGCUGCCACUACUAGCUUGCAAGCAGCCCAUGUGUCAUCAACUUUGGGUACCACAACAACAAAGCAGUCCAUCCGCUAUCCCAGCUGGUUUCAACCCUCAGCAUGCAAUGCUGCCGAGGGCAUGCUUGUUGCCACUGGUAACGCCACUGGCAACGCCACUGGUAACGCAGACAAUCCAGACAAUCGGUCUGGCACGCUGCCCUAUUAUUGGAACAAACACAUUCUUAUGAUCGGGGAUUCGCGAAUGCGCUACCAGUAUUUGUCACUGGCGUAUUUCUUUACCCAUGACAAGUUUGGCGAUGUCGCCGAAGUGCCCUGGCUGUGCAACGAGAAGUUAAUGGGGAGUGGGACAGGCAGCAAGUGGAAUCGCUUCUUCUCGCAGACGAGCCAGAUUGUAGAGCACGAGCUUUGCAAUUGCCAUCGGGGCGAUACAUUCAAUCCUAAACUCGCGCUCGAGGGACGAUACUACCGCAACCCUUCAAAGAACUUGGCCAUCACUUAUUAUCCGCGGUAUGCCGACGGAGCUCCUAUUCAGGGGCACUGGUUGACCAACGGUACCAAUGUGGCCGCCUGCAGCUUUCAGUGUCACCCAAAUCGAUGUAGCCUUUCCACGGUCCCGGCCACUUGGCAGGCGUGGACUUCCGCGCAGCUCGCCGAGCACAUCGCAGGUCUGCGGCCUGACUAUGUCGUUUUCAGCCCCGGCUGGGAGGAGUUCGCUGCCAAAUGGACAGCUGCUGACUUGGUCCAGCUUUCUCAGCAGAUUGCAAAUCAUUCAUGUCCAGCCAGGUUGUUCUACAAAUCGCGCAGUCGCAGACAGCAGGACAAUCCUAAGGCCUGGCUUGCAAAUCAGAACGCUCGCACCAAGGAGCUGAUGGAAACGCCCGGUUUUGCGAAGCAAUGGAACAUCUUUGAUGUCUCUAACAUUACCGCUGAGUGGGCGACGGCCAAGCAAAUGAUGUGGGAUGAAUAUCACUACACCUUGCCCGCCAACAAUGUAUUGAAUCGGAUGCUAAUUCACAGCUUGUUCGGCCUCCAAGUUUAGCUUUGUCUUAGCCGCGAGGCUUGAUGCAUGAAAGAAAAAUAGGA